Molecule: messenger RNA, 1871 nt
Organism: Entelurus aequoreus (snake pipefish)
Lineage: Eukaryota; Metazoa; Chordata; Actinopteri; Syngnathiformes; Syngnathidae
Product: MORN repeat-containing protein 3-like
Exons: 8
Coding region: 980-1690 (236 amino acids)
Source: RefSeq, a predicted model, not a curated record
ACCCUAUUUUGAUUUAUUUUUUCCGUGCAUUUAUUUUUGGUUCCAUAGCAGCGCACGUCUGACUUCUGGCAACAACUUGUGUUACUACUUCCGGAAUCAAACACAUGCGUGUGUUCUAAUCAUGGUAGACUUCGUAAAAAACAACGAAGACGACUACUUUUGGACUUUUGAAGCUAAAUAUACAGAGGAUGAACUACUGCUUAUUGAAGCAAGCAUGAAAAAGAGGGUGAAACGUUGGAGCAGACGAAAGCAGACAGAGUGAGGUGAUCCUAGCCGAGUCAUACCAAAGACUAUAAAUAUGGGACCCAUAACCUCCCUGCUUGGCACUCAGCAACAUAGGGUUGGAGUUGGGGGUUAAAUCACCAAAAUGAUUCCCGGGCGCGGCGCCGCUGCUGCCCACUGCUCCCCAAGGGGAUGGGACAAAUGCAGAGGACAAAUUUCACCACAUCUAGUGUGUGUGUGACAAUCAUUGGUACUUUAAUCUUAAUCUUAAAAUCGACUUGAAGCUGCAAAUGUGGAAUUUGAAGCCAUGCUAUUUCGACAUAAAUGGCGUGCUUACCAAAAAUCAACAGGAAACGUCCCGGGCGAGCUGGACCAGACGAACAACUGUCGAUCAAUUCCAUCAACUUCACCUCAGGUUUCUGAGGACAAAGAUGAAAAAACCAUGACCAAGUCUGCAUCCACCUCAUCAAGGCCGCUUUAGUCCACACCACCUACCAGUGCUAAUGCAACAGAAGGUUGAAGAAGGUGGCUGGUGAUAUAAUCCGACAAGUUGGGACACUUUGACCGCCAAUUAGGACCUGGAACUGGCAAGGACGACGCGAAAGGACGCUUGAUCUCCCUGCCACUCCACCACACCCCGUUUCUUCGGCGAGGAUUGAGACAUUUUUCAUCUAAAUGGGAAUAUAUGAAUAUCCUUGCAGUCGGCAUCCUAAAGACAGCGGACAUUGCACAGUCUUUUACUUAGGUGACCCCAGGGAUGCCUUUUCGUAAAAAACCUCAGCCGCCUGCUGCCCGCUCCACCGUAAUCGAUCAUAAGGCAAAGAAAUCUGGUCUACGUGGAACAGUAUUUGCAGUCAAUGGAGACAACUACACUGGACAGUGGCUGGACAACAAGAAGCAUGGUUGGGGAACCCAGGAGUGGAAGAUGUCUGGUGCUCUUUACAACGGCGAGUGGAAGUUUGGCAAACAUGAAGGACAUGGAAUCUACAGUGCACUUCAACCAGACACUAAGACGUAUGCCAUGCAGUACUGUGGCGAGUGGAAAAAUGGAAUGAAGCACGGACACGGUUCUUUUUUUUAUGCGAAUGCAGUUUAUGAAGGCGAGUGGAGUGAAGACAACCGUAGUGGUUGGGGAAGAAUGUGCUAUAAGAACGGCGACGUCUACGAGGGGGAGUGGCUGAGGGACAACGAGCACGGAAUGGGUGUCCUACAGUUUGCGAAUGGAAACUGGUAUGAAGGAUCUUGGAAGAACGGCAAGAAAAGUGGCCAUGGAAAGUUCUACUAUGCGGACAAAGGUCUGAUUUAUGAAGGUCUUUGGGUGGAGGGUGAUGCAAAAUGUGGCACUCUGUCGGACUUUGGGAGAGAAGAGGCACCUUACCCUACCAAGUAUCCGAUCCCACAGAUAACGCUAAUAGACAUGCGACUGGUUUUAACGGAAGCUGAGUCAGCAUACGUGGAUCAAACAUGAGGGCAACAAGUGGAGGAACUAUCUCUUGUGCGACUUUGCCAACAUAGGAAGUAGCAGCACACCUGGCUGGAAAAGCCACAUAUGUUGUUAGUAAUCUGCAAAGACUUGUGGGUAUUUUGCAGUGUGGGAUUUGUUGUCAUACUUCCAGAAGAAGCCCUUUGGGGACAGUCAAUGUUCUGUU